UCGCCAUCAGAACCAGUGAAAGUCACCCUACAUGAUUGCUUGGCUUGCAGAUCGAUCUGCCAUGAACUGGUCAUAUACAAAGAAUCUGAAUAAUUUGGAGUAAGUUGUCAGAAUGAUCCUAAGGGCAUUUAUGCAUCAUCUACAGGUUUUCUGGAAACUCACUCAGUUCUUCAAGUCUUUGGGAGUGAAGGCUGUGUUUGAUACAAGUUGCAGUAGGGAUUUAGCUCUCAUCGAAGCAUGCGAUGAAUUUAUUACAAGAUACAAUCAGCACCUGGCAACUUAUGACCAAGAAUAUGUGCCCACACUUCCCAUGCUUUCAUCAGCUUGCCCAGGUUGGAUAUGCUAUGCGGAGAAGACUCUUGGAUCUUAUAUUUUGCCUUAUAUUAGUACUGUGAGAAGUCCCCAGCAGUCUACUGGAUCUGUCAUCAAACAUCAUAUUUGCUGGAAAUUGGGGCUCACCCCAGAUAAAGUCUACCACGUGAGUGUGAUGCCCUGUUACGAUAAAAAGCUGGAGGCUUCUAGGGAUGAUUUUGUAUUUUCUAUGGGGCGCCAAGGAGAAACUGGUCAAGAAGCUGCAGGCCCAAGAAUUGCUGAGGUUGAUUCUGUCUUGACAACUGGUGAAGUUUUGGACCUGAUAAAGGUAAUGUUAAAAUCUUGCGAUUUCAGAUCCUUAGAGGAAGCUCCACUAGAUAGAUUGCUCACAAAUGUUGAUGAGGAGGGCCAUCUUUAUGGGGUUCAAGGUGGUUUUGGAGGUUAUGCAGAUACAAUAUUUCUCUGUGCUGCCAAACGGUUAUUCGGCAAGGACAUGCAAGGACCUGUUGAAUUCAAAAUAUUACGAAAUACAGAUUUUCGAGAAGCAACAUUAGAGGUCGAUGGUAAAAUUGUUCUUAAAUUUGUUCUCUGCUAUGGCUUCCGCAACCUGCAGAACAUUGUGAGGAAAAUAAAGACUGGGAAAUCUGAUUACCACUUUGCAGAUGUCGUGGCAUGUCCUUCAGGUCAGGGUGGCUGAUCCUUUUGAGAAUCCACUGGUAAAGGGCAUAUAUGAUGAGUGGCUCGGCCAAACUGGUUCAGAGAAAGCUAAGAAAUAUAUACACACAGAAUACCACCCAAGAGCCAGCAGUAUGGCUUUCAACUAAGCAAUUGGUGAUACAUAAUUGCCUUUAUCUAAUUCAUUACAUAUUGUGUUUUUGAGGGUUUUCUCUCUGCACACGUCGAAUGCAGCCAAACCACGAGUUGGCUUUGCAUGACAUGCAUGUAGCAUGUGGUCUUGGGCCUUCUUUUUUUUUAUCUCUGUAUAGUACACACAGCUGAACCCCAUGUCAGUUCCUGGAGCUUUUUUCUCUAUAAACUUGUAUCAGUUGGUCUUUUUAUCUAUGAAACUGUAUCAAUGACAUUUAUUAAAAUCAGAGUUAGCUUAAUUUCGAUAUC
Molecule: messenger RNA, 1428 nt
Organism: Amborella trichopoda
Lineage: Eukaryota; Viridiplantae; Streptophyta; Magnoliopsida; Amborellales; Amborellaceae
Product: protein NAR1
Source: RefSeq, a predicted model, not a curated record